AUGAAGUUACUUAACAAAUCUUCAAGUCUAAAAUUCAAAGAUGGAGUUUCGCUCCAAUUGCAACCAGAAGAUAAAGAAGAUUUAUUUACACUUUAUCAGUUGAUAGAUCAAGAUGAUGAACUGAUAUUCAAAAAACGAUUUACUACAACGGUUGAUGUUGAUAAAAAGAAAAAGACAACUGAUAUGGUAAAGUUAAGAAUCCAAGUAGUUUCUAGGGAAUUUGACAUGAAAGAUGAGUUUUUAAGAUAUAAAGGGAGUACAGUAGAAGAUGACACUGGUAAGACUAAUUGCAAUAUUGCUGCUGGUAAAUUUAUUAGCUACACUAUUACAUAUGCUUAUCCUUUCACUCUUCUUAAAAAAAACUUUGAUAGUUAUGCUAAAAAACUAUUGGACGAAGCCUGUAAUCUAGAAGCAAAGGCAGAUACAGCUGCAAUUGUUCUGCAAGAAGGUGUUGCUCAUGUUUGCAUAUUAACUGCAUCUUCAACAAUCCUUAAACAGAAAAUUGAGUAUAGUUUACCAAAGAAAAAAACGACAACAGAUAUUGUAAAAUUUGAUGAAAAGACUGAAAAAUUUUAUAAAGCUAUCUAUGCGUCUAUUGUAAAAAAUUAUGAUUUUAACAAACUAAAAAUGAUAAUAUUAUGUUCACCCGGGUUCUAUGCGAAGACAUUGCAUGAGAAAAUCAUGCAAUAUGCUAUACAAGAACAAAAUAGAAAUAUUUUAGAUAAUGAAUCAAUGUUUUUAGUCGCACAUUCGUCAACAGGGUACAUGCAAGGCAUCACAGAAGUUUUGAAAAAUCCAAUAUAUGCCAAUAAAUUGCAGGAUACCAAAUAUUCCCAUGAAGCUAAUGUUAUGGAUUCUUUUAUGAAACAUCUCAAUGAAGACGACUAUAAAGCGUGGUAUGGUGAGCAAGAAGUCUUCAAAGCUGCUGAAUUAGGGGCAAUUGAUGAGUUACUGAUUACUGAUCUUCUUGCCCGUUCUCCAGAUUUAUGUCAAAGAAAAAAAUAUAUGGAUCUUAUGAAGUCAAUAGAGAGUUUAGGUGGUAAGGUGAUUAUUUUCAGUACUUUGCAUAUUUCAGGGGAAGAACUUGAUAGAUUGACUGGUAUUGCUUGUAUUUUAAAAUAUCCAAUACCUGAAUUAGAUGAAGAUCUUGAUUAUGAAGAGGAGAAUGAGUAG
This is a messenger RNA of Arxiozyma heterogenica, 1173 nucleotides long. It is a transcript of the gene DOM34, whose product is annotated as ribosome dissociation factor DOM34. The record is from RefSeq and is a predicted model, not a curated record. Gene Ontology annotation, biological process: nuclear-transcribed mRNA catabolic process, no-go decay; RNA surveillance; ribosome disassembly. Bases 1 to 1173 code for a protein of 390 amino acids. NCBI's taxonomy places the organism in Eukaryota, Fungi, Ascomycota, Saccharomycetes, Saccharomycetales, Saccharomycetaceae. The transcript has a single exon. Gene Ontology annotation, cellular component: cytoplasm.